AUGAUACUACGGAAGCGAUAUCGACCCAAUCUCGCCUUUUGGGCGGGGCGUCAACGGCUGGAUCGAGAUGCAGAGGAAGCAACAGCACCCUAUUUGACCAGCUGUCAAGAAAAUACCUGCGAGAAGAGCCCUCUGGACGCCAUCCCCCAAUCCACAUCAACCCAUUUGCACAACAUUUCGCUUUCGUCCACUGCAUCAGAGACAGAAAUUGUCAACCAGCUAGCUCUUAUAGCAGCUGCCGUCAGUCGCCGCUCGUCUGCCAGUGCGAGCACGAUCAAGUCCUCUGCGUCGUCACUUGGGAGCCAAGACAGAAAGCAGUCAAUGAGCAACUUGGUCAAGCAAGAGGAAAUUCAAGAAGAAGAGGAAGAGUCCUUCCACCACCUCAGCAGCCUCAUCACCGUUUCCUCACUACCACAGUACCCAUCUGCAUCCGGACUCACCUCCAGUCCAUCGACAAUAACAGUGGGCUCUACAGCUGAGAAAGGCGAUCUGCCCCCAUUACCUUCCCCUGUUGGCGUCUUCCGCAAACCCUGUCCUCGUUAUAGUCCGCUGCCUCCCUUGUAUAUUAUUCCCAAGCCGCUGAAAGUUAGACCUGAAGUGAGGUUCUGA
Penicillium riverlandense is the source of this 609-nucleotide messenger RNA. RefSeq lists its product as uncharacterized. The record is from RefSeq and is a predicted model, not a curated record. The transcript has a single exon. The coding region runs from base 1 to 609 and encodes 202 amino acids. NCBI's taxonomy places the organism in Eukaryota, Fungi, Ascomycota, Eurotiomycetes, Eurotiales, Aspergillaceae.